Messenger RNA from Styela clava, 1690 nucleotides. Its product is annotated as LIM domain-binding protein 2-like. NCBI's taxonomy places the organism in Eukaryota, Metazoa, Chordata, Ascidiacea, Stolidobranchia, Styelidae. The record is from RefSeq and is a predicted model, not a curated record.
UUUAGAUCUAGAUACAACCUGUAAGGAAUCAUAGAUAUAGCUAUUAAUAAUUUCUCAAUGCCUAUCAGACCUGGUGUCCCACAAAGACCAAGAAUGGAAGGGCCGGUACGUAGCCCUUCGUAUAUGCCUCCUGAUUACAAAAUAUAUCUGUUGAAUAAACGUCUACAAGAAGCGUCAGAAGAGUGCGAUAAUCAAUGGUGGGACGCGUUGGCGCAUGAGUUUUUCGAUGAUAAGGCUACAUUGACUGUCUCGUUAUUCAUGGAUGAUGGGCCGAAACAAUACACGAUUGGUCGUACUUUAAUUCCGAGAUAUUUUCGUAGCAUUUACGACGGAGGUGCAACGCAGUUAUAUUUUGUUCUCCAGCAUGCGAAAGAUAUGUUUAAUCCUGCGAUACAUGCUAUUACUAUGGAUUGUGAUCGUGCUACCAUGGUUACGCACCACAUGAAACCGGUCCCGACAAAAAUAUGCACAGAAGGACAUCUAGUGUUGGAAUUCUCUUACGAUGAUUUAAUGAGAAUCCGAAUGUGGCAUUUCGAAAUUCAUAACCAUUCUGAACUUAUCCCGAAACAGGUUAUGUUGCAUGAGCCUGCAAUGCUGGAAAAGCUAAGUACGAGCAUUACCAAACAAGGAAUGUCAUCUUCGACGAUUAAUUACCUAAAAUUGUGCGUUAUUUUGGAGCCGAUGAAAGAAGUAAUGUCUCGACAGAAGACAUAUAACAUAGAUCCUAGAGAUUGUUUGAGAAAUUGCCUUUUUCAAAAAUGGCAACGGAUGAUGAACCCCCCAGAGCCUAUGCGGGGAGGAAAAAGACCUUCAAGAAAACGGAAAAAUUCAAGUAAUACUAACUCUGGGAACCAAUUGGUUGCUUCAAAAAAGAAGAAUUUUCCGUCUGAUGUUAUGGUCGUUGGAGAACCGUCUUUGAUGGGGGGAGAAUUCGGAGAUGAGGAUGAACGAAUGAUAACGCGACUUGAAAACCAGUUUGAACCUGGCACAGGUCCAGGGACGGGACCAGGCGGACCAGUAAAAACGGAACAAGAGACUGGUAUGGCCAGUUUUCCGCAUACAACGUCUCCCGCUAUGCGGCCAGGAAGUAACAUGUCACCUUGGCAAACUCAGUUGCAAACGACACCACAACAAAACACAAACGGGGCUCCACUUUCGAAUUCAAUGCAUCCUAACUCUGGUCCACCGUCACAGAAUCCAUCAGAGAAUAACGGCCAGGAUACAAUGCCAAGUACUCCCAUAUCCGGGCCGAGUUGAAUUGAAAUUACUUAUAAAGACGGUGUCUAAAAUGCUGGGUGCUUUUAUUCAGUAGUGGGAUUCAGCCAGUUCGCGAACCAGUAAGCAUUUCUGGUUACUGUCAAUGACUUUUUGUAACAGAACCGGGUGAAAUAUUUGACUUUUGUGAUGAAAUCGGCUGACAAAAAAAUUGAAUCCCACCACUGCUCUUAUUACUAUUUGAUUGAAAUUGUCAAUAUGAUAAAUGGAUUUAUAAUGUCUGUUGUAUUUUGCCACUUUUUGUAACACUGAGAAUCAUUGAAGCGUUACAGGUCGGAAUGGUCAUAUUAUAAUGGGCAUAUGCCAAUGCUGUCAUUUCAUGCUUGAUAAAUUUCUUGAUGAUGUUUAGUAUAAGACUCUUACACUGCUUGAAAUCAUGGAAGUGUGACGGUCCAGAAAAUUUAUAGACUAAUGC